CCCAUUAUUUAAGACGUGACCUUAGACGAGUUUCACUUGAUCAGUGAUUACGCUUAUCAGUGGCAUAUGUAUGCUAUUGAUAGCUGCUCCUCUCACAUAGAUCAGAGUGGGUUUAUAAAAAAGCCACAGCGGCUGGCGGCAGUUCAGUUAUAAUCCAGCAGCGCAAGUGAAUAGAAUCUUUAAUAAACUAUGCGCAAUUUGUGUCAACAGCUGCUGCUGCUGAUAGCGGCCAUUAACUGCGCAUUGGCCAGCACCGAUGCCAGCUAUGACCUGCAGGCCAAGACGUUCAUUGAGCAGUCAAGCGAGCGCUACUAUAAAUUCUACAAUCAGAUAGCCGCCGAGACCUAUACAGCCAACAAUGAGGAGGACUUUGAAGCGCUCUACUCAAAGCUCACCAAUGUCAAACGCAUUGCGGAUGAGCUUGUGCGCAUAUCACGCGAAGCUAGCGGCUUUGAUGUAAGCAAAGUACAAAAUGAAACGCUUAAGCUGGCGCUCAAGGAGCUGCGCAGCGUGGGCGAUUUAUUCGUCUUGGGUGAGGAGUACUUUUCCUCGGUGCAGAUGAACUUGGCGGCGCUACAGAAGCUGUCGACGGACAAGGACAUUGAGCCGUAUAUGGGCGGCGCUAAGCAGCCCAAUGAAGAUGACAGUCCGCUGGCCUAUUAUCCGGAUAUACAGAAGAUAGUGCAGCAUAGCAGCGAUGCGGAUGAACUCAAAUACUACUGGGAAACUUGGCGCGAUAAGAACCAAAUCUGGGCUUCGGUUAACUUCUAUACGAUUGUAGAGGCUUAUCGCAAGGCAGCGGGAAUUUUGGAGAUGCCCGUGCAUGAGCUUUGGUAUCGCUAUGACAGCCAGGAGAUGCUGCAGCAAAUGGAGCAGGUUAUGCAGGAGCUGAAGCCUGCCUAUGAGCAGCUGCACGCCUUUGUGCGUCAAGAGCUGCAUAAGAAAUACGGCGCUGAGGUCGUGAAUGCCCAGGGGCCCAUACCCGAUCACUUGUUUCAGCAGGUGUUGGAGCAGGCCUGGGAGACAGACAGCAUAAUUGAAUCCUAUUUUCCACGUCGUGAGCUGCCGCAGUAUGAUGACUUUGUGCGUCAGUUAAGCGCCAAGGCACUGGUCAAUGAAUCCGAACGUUUCUUCACCUCGCUGGGCUUUCAGCCAUUGAGUGCGGAGUUUCACAAAGAUCAGCUCAAGGAGCCCAAUGAGGAUAGGCCAGAUGAUGAUUGUCGUCCCUCGCUGUUUGAUUUGACGCCACAUGUUUAUAUGAUGUACUGCGAGAAGGUGAGCUUUAGAAAAUUGAUGCAGUACCACGCCCAAAUGGGGCGUGUCUACUACGCCGAGCAGAAGAAGCAGCUGCCUUCGUAUUAUUUCAAAGCCUAUAAUUUGGAGUAUCCUGUGGGUGAAGCCGUUGUGCUCUCCGCCUCCUCGCCCACGCAUUUAACCUCGCGUGGCUUGGCCAAGAGCGAACAGUUUCCAGAAAAAGCGCUAACAAAUCGACUGUUCCGCAUGGGCAUUCACACCAUUCUGAACAUACCGCUUUUCUAUGUGCACACCAGAGUGAUGCAUGAUCUAUUAAACGGCACUGUGGACAUGGACACUGUAAACAAGCACUACUGGAAACUAAUGGAGCUGCAUGCAGGCAUUGAGCCGCCAACAGAUCGCGCAGAAGGCGCCAUUGAUUUUCCCUACAAGUUCUAUGUGAACAUUGAGCAAAACUAUCAAACCAAAAAAUUCAUUUCGGAAAUUUUGGGCUAUCAAUUCUAUCGCGCUUUAUGUGAGAAGAGCAAUCAUCGCGGUCUGCUGCACAAUUGCGAUUUCUAUGGCAACUACGCCGUGGGCAACAGUCUCAAAGCUAUGAUGUCAUUGGGCUCUACCAAGCCCUGGAAGCAAGUGGUGAGCGAAAUAUUGCCUAAAAAUACAGGUCUUAGUAGUCUGGCACUGCUCGAGUACUAUCAGCCCAUUGUCAAUUGGCUUAACACGAAUAAUCAACAGACUAAAGUCAAAAUUGGCUGGAAUGCCAGCAGCAAAAAAAUUGUUUAACUUUGUUUCAACCUGUAAUUUUGCCAAUAAAUGUGACUUGAGACAGCCUUUAUAUAUUUAAAUGUCAGUUUGAAUAAGCGCGCAGCGAAAAUCGUUUUAC
Messenger RNA from Drosophila busckii, 2134 nucleotides. RefSeq names its product angiotensin-converting enzyme (gene Ance-4). NCBI's taxonomy places the organism in Eukaryota, Metazoa, Arthropoda, Insecta, Diptera, Drosophilidae. The record is from RefSeq and is a predicted model, not a curated record. Gene Ontology annotation, cellular component: plasma membrane. The transcript has 6 exons. Gene Ontology annotation, biological process: proteolysis. Gene Ontology annotation, molecular function: peptidyl-dipeptidase activity; metallopeptidase activity. The coding region runs from base 190 to 2034 and encodes 614 amino acids.